CAUGGGAUUCCCAGCUUUAGCUGUGAGAGACCUCAAUUAUGUGCAUUGUAAUGGCUUGAGAGCAGCUGGUAUUUCCAAGGCUACAAAGCAAGCUUGAUUCUAAUUCAAUUAAUUGCAUAAUAGGGUUUGAUUAGCUGGGGUGUUUACAGCACAUGUAUAUUCCAGCCUAUAAGUCAAUGAUAGACUUCUUCAACAACACUCUGAGUAUAAAAGCUGCAGAAAAAAUCAUGGCUGAGCUAGACCACGGGAAGCUUUUGAUGCUAGCUGAGCAAGGAGCUGAACUGGAUGGAACUGACUGUUGGAAGAAGGGAAAAUCGCACUGGUACUACAAGUGGAGAAUGGACACUGUAAAAUACUGCUGGAUGAUGCGCACGUCAAUUCCAAUUUUCCUCAUUCUUUUGCUGUUUCUCAAUCUGUGCCUGGCUACUCUCACACUGGCUACACCUGCACACUACACAACCACUGCUGCAUCUCACUACGACAUCGAUGCAACCACCUCUAUUGAUAUCUCCUAUGCACCAACUGAAGAGGAUGGAGAUACUUUCAUACACAAGCCACCGGCAUUCUUUGAUCCAACCAAGCCAACACCUCUCUCAUUUAUCAAGAAUGCAAAAUGUAAGCUUCACAAAGAGAAUGGAAAAACUAUUCCACGCAGAUGUGGACUGAGGGAGCUUGACCUACCUGACAAUGAGAGUGGAGUAGAGUACUGGAACCCUCAGAUCUGUCGCUCUGCUCGCUGUCAGUGUGUAGCUACGAAGGAGAUUCGCAAGAAGACGAAAAGAUCAAUUGCUAACAACAAGACUAUUAUCGAAUACCGGCGAUUCAAACUGUUUGAGUGUGUCUGAACUAGUACAUGCAAUCAUUUAAUGUUAAUCUUGAUACAGGUCAUCCUCACUCCACAAUACAUGAUUUUGUGUUCUGUUUGUUUUUUAUGUUCAUCAACAUCGUUUCAUUUAAUGUCACUUCAUUUGUGUUUUGUUUGUUUUUUAUGUUCAACAACAUGUCGCACUUUGUUUUAAUAUCGCUUUGUACAUGUACACUUGUGAAUUAAUAAAUUGCAUUGCAAACGAUAGAUCAGCCAAAUAGUAA
Molecule: messenger RNA, 1089 nt
Organism: Halichondria panicea
Lineage: Eukaryota; Metazoa; Porifera; Demospongiae; Suberitida; Halichondriidae
Exons: 3
Coding region: 153-845 (230 amino acids)
Source: RefSeq, a predicted model, not a curated record